GUUAAAUAAUGGGGAAACUCCAAACUUGAAGCUGCGUCUUAUUUCUAGCAGAUCCACCGAUGGGAGGGUGUAUAAUCAACCAACUGUGUCUGAAGUGGCAGCUUUGGUUGUUGGUGAUAUUGACACUGCAGAAAUGAGGGAUAUCAUAAUGCAUACAAAGGGAGGAAGACUUCAAAGAAUCAACGAACUGCAUGCCGCUUACAUGGCUUACCAGUAUCCUUUGAUAUUUCCUUAUGGUGAGGACGGUUAUAGACCUGAUGUAGCACACAGAGACUUGCCCGGAAACGAAAACAGCAUAAGAAAUAGGCUCACAAUACGCGAAUGGCUUGCCUUUCGCAUUCAGACAAGGUUAUCUGAAGCUAAGACUUUGUUAUCUUCUAGAAGGUUGUUCCAGCAGUUUCUGGUCGAUGGUUACACUAUGUUAGAGUCCGAGAAACUAGAGUGGCUACGUAAAAAUCAACCAAAGCUUCGGGUGUCCAAGUACAACUCUUUAGAGAAAGAAGGCGAUCAAAGUCAAGCUCCAGGAAUAACCAUGGGUAAACGAGUUGUUUUGCCCUCCUCCUUUGUCGGCGGUCGUAGGUUUAUGGAUCAAUUGUACUACGAUGGGAUGGCUAUUUGCAGUAAAGUCGGCUUUCCUGAUUUGUUUAUUACUUUUACCUGUAACCCAAAUUGGCCUGAGAUUCAAAGAGUACUUGGACCUCUACAUCUGAAGCCUCAAGAUCGACCGGAUGUCAUUUCCAGAAUUUUCAAAAUCAAGUUUGAUCAAUUGCUUUCAGAUUUAACCAAAAAAGGCGUUCUUGGGAAAGUGCUUGCUUAUAUGUACACCAUUGAAUUCCAAAAGAGAGGAUUGCCUCAUGCCCAUAUAUUGAUAUUUUUGCAUCCUUCAAACAAAUAUCCAGCACCUGAAGACAUUGACAAGAUCAUUAGUGCUGAAGUGCCUGAUCCCAAAAAGCACCCUCGAUUGUACAAUUUGGUAAAAUCUCACAUGGUCCAUGGUCCUUGUGGUUUGAAAUUUCAGCCUACAACUAUAGUGGACCAUGAGGGUUAUCCGGUUUAUAGGAGAAGAAACAACGGUCACACAAUUGAAAAAAACGGCAUCAUCUUUCAUAGUGGUCAUGUGGUCCCUCAUAACCCAAGUUUGUUGUUGAAAUACGAAGCACACAUCAACAUGAAAUGGUGCAACCAAAGUACUUCCAUCAAAUACCUCUUCAAGUAUAUUAACAAAGGUUCGGAUCGUAUUUCUGCAAUCAUCCAAGCAUGUUGGAGGAUAUUUUCUUAUUCUAUACAUGGAAGAAAGCCGGCCGUAGAAAGAUUGUUUUUUCAUAUGGAAGGGGAAAACUCCGUGUACUACAAAGACUACGAGCAAGUUGGUGAUGUUUUACUCAAACCAAGUGUAACCGAGUCAAUGUUUACAUCUUGGUUUGAGGCAAACAAAACUUAUGAGGAAGCAAGAUUACUAACUUACGGUGACUUUGUUUCCAAAUUUGUUUAUCAUAAAAGAAGUCGCACAUGGAAACCAAGGAAACGAGGGUAUACCAUUGGUCGACUCAUUUGGGUUCCCCAAAGCACCGGUGAAUUGUUUUAUUUGCGGAUGAUGCUCACUGUCACUAAGGGUCCUUUAUGCUAUAAUGACAUCAAGAAAGUUGACGGCAAACAACUUAAAACUUUUAGGGAUGCAUGCUUUGCUAUGGGAUUUCUACAAGAUGAUCGAGAAAUUGUCGAGGCGAUUAAAGAGGCACAUCUUUGGGGUUCCGGUCCAUUUUUACGCAAGUUAUUUGUGACAAUGUUGUUAUCUGCAUCCAUGAAUAGACCCGAACAUGUUUGGAGGAAGACUUGGAUGUAUUUAUCGGAUGGCAUUCUUUAUGAUCAAAGAUUAUUUGCUGGAAAUCAAGAAGUAGAUUACAAAGAAUGGAAUAUAGCCAUUGCAUAUGAAGUUUGGGAUUGCACAUGCACAGCUUCUAAUGCAGUUUCAAUUCCAUUAACAAAUGGCGUUGUUACUGACCAUUAG
Molecule: messenger RNA, 2008 nt
Organism: Vicia villosa (hairy vetch)
Lineage: Eukaryota; Viridiplantae; Streptophyta; Magnoliopsida; Fabales; Fabaceae
Exons: 6
Coding region: 134-2008 (624 amino acids)
Source: RefSeq, a predicted model, not a curated record